AUGACUCUUGCACAAUUGGAGGAGGAGCUCUCGCCUUUCAUGAGAUACUCUGCUGCGGAUAGACCACCCGAUACGCCUCGCCUCGCGCUUUCCUUUGAAGCAGAACCACAGUCACACAUCUGUGAUACGUCUUACCGCAUCGUGUUUACAAUCACACGGGAAGAAAAUGACCCGGAAACACGACCGUGUAUCAUUCACUGGGACCCUGUCAAGGAUGGGCUUGGCCAGUCGGGUAUAAUACUGCUUUGUCGUGAAAGUGAAACAGACGAAUGGCAACCCCUCCAGGUGGAUUUCCAACAGUUACCCGCAGGAUCCAUCCACCCGCAGGAAGUAUCCAUAGAAGACCCUUGCUUCAAGCAGCUGGACCCGGGCGACAGCGUCUCCUGGGCUGUGGAUCUGCCAUCUGUCUAUUUUGACGCCCUCGGCACUCGGUAUUCCUACGAGAUUCUAUGGGGAGGUGGACAAAUUCCCUUGUGGGACUGGGGAACAUUAUCAGAGCGCAGUACAUCUCAUCGCCAGCUCGCCCCAAAGACCCCCGCCAUAGUACUUCCCAAUGGGCCACACCAGCCAGUUGAAGUUAUUCACGAUGAAAUCGACCUAGAAGACGACAUAGGAGAAUGGUCUCCAUACUCGCCACCACCUAUUUCACCGUCUAGUCGGAUGGAUGACGCCCCAGUCCUGAGUAUUUACAUCGCUGGUCCUGAAACGCUAUCGGUGAAAGAUCACUCCCUCGCAGCGCGACUUCACUACCCCGUCACAGUCACAAUCUCAUAUGACGCAGCUCCUGACUCAAUGAAUGGCAUGAGACCGAUUACACUUAAUACCUCCACGUUCAAAGCUAUCGAUCGCCACUACGAUGGAUUCAGGCUCUACGUUAAAGAAAACGAUGAAUGGCGUCCGCAUGAAGUGAAUGGUUUGAUCCUACACCACCUCUACAGCUCUAAUCCCUACCCGGUCAAUGUCGGCAAGAACGACGAAAAUAGAUUCCAGUCCUUGGUGCCUGGCGAGUCUUGCUCAUUCACACGGAAGGUGAGUGACUUUCCGAAGAAUUUCGCGCCCGGCGAUCGAUUCCGAUAUGGGUACAAGGAAGCUACACUUGACUGGUGGGAUUGGGGUAAUUUACAUGACCAUGAAAACACCGUGGUGUUGGCUGGGGAGAAUAAAGUCCUUGAUCUGAAUAAUGGAGGCAGACCUAUGGUUGUGGUGCCGGCCAGCAACUGGCUCGAGUUCACAUUGACUGAGUAA
Molecule: messenger RNA, 1245 nt
Organism: Penicillium mononematosum
Lineage: Eukaryota; Fungi; Ascomycota; Eurotiomycetes; Eurotiales; Aspergillaceae
Exons: 2
Coding region: 1-1245 (414 amino acids)
Source: RefSeq, a predicted model, not a curated record